Molecule: messenger RNA, 643 nt
Organism: Galendromus occidentalis (western predatory mite)
Lineage: Eukaryota; Metazoa; Arthropoda; Arachnida; Mesostigmata; Phytoseiidae
Gene: Bin1
Product: histone deacetylase complex subunit SAP18
Exons: 3
Coding region: 136-555 (139 amino acids)
Biological process (GO): negative regulation of DNA-templated transcription
Cellular component (GO): nucleus
Molecular function (GO): transcription factor binding; transcription corepressor activity
Source: RefSeq, a predicted model, not a curated record
CUGUGGUGCCUUCAAAACAAAGAGCACACGCAGGCUGAGUCUGAAGGCGGUUCGAUUGAUUUUGUAUCCUGAAUCCCGUGAAAUUCCCGCGGAAAAACCCUUUCCCCGAGAGUGAAUCGCGAAUAAUCCAAGAGAAUGGAAGCUGUGAAGUUCAACGCUGAUAAACCUGUCGACAGGGAAAAGACCUGUCCCCUCUUGCUGCGUGUAUUCCUCUCGAACGUGAGACACCACUCAACGACCGACUAUUCGAGGGGUCAGGUUCCCUCGAAUGAGCUGCAAGUUUAUACCUGGAUGGACGCGUCCCUUCGGGAACUGACCGGUCUCAUAAAGGAAGUCAACCGCGAAGCACGGAAAAAAGGCACCGUGUUCGACUUCGCUCUUGUCUAUCCGGACAGGAACAGCGCCAUGUACAGAUUCCGCGAAAUUGGCUCCACGGUAUCUGGUCAGAAGGGCCCAGAUGACACCAAGACCUUGCGGGACUUCCGAUUCACGAUCGGUGACUACUUGGACAUCGCCAUCACUCCCCCACGCUCCGGCGGGAAUCCAAGAUAUUGAGAAUCUUAGACAUGUACUAUAAUUCAUCUUCAGCAUCCAAUACAUCGCUCGAAUAACUCAAUAAAAGAAAAACGUAUACCUUGAACGA